Miniopterus natalensis is the source of this 5603-nucleotide messenger RNA. NCBI's taxonomy places the organism in Eukaryota, Metazoa, Chordata, Mammalia, Chiroptera, Miniopteridae. The record is from RefSeq and is a predicted model, not a curated record.
GCAAGGUGAUCAUCAUCGUUCUCUAAUCACUAAUUUUUUUCCUGUGCUACCUACAUCUUACAUUCUUUUGGGUGAAUUUAUCUAAGGCUUAACAUGAAGCAGCUGGUGAUAUUUAACACCAAUUUCAAUUUUUGUGCCAACAGGUGAAGCAAAAAAUUUAUUGCCAUAUCUUGGACCCAACAAAAUGAGAGAUUGUUUCUGCACCAUAAAUUUGGAUCAGGAAGAAGUUUAUCGGACCCAAGUUGUUGAAAAAUCUUUAAGCCCAUUUUUCAGUGAAGACUUUUACUUUGAGAUUCCAAGAACUUUCCAGUAUUUGUCUUUUUAUGUUUAUGAUAAGAAUGUUUUACAAAGAGACCUUCGUAUAGGAAAAGUAGCCAUCAAAAAAGAAGACUUGUGUAACCACAGUGGUAAAGAAACUUGGUUUUCACUACAGCCUGUUGACUCCAAUUCAGAGGUUCAGGGUAAAGUUCACCUUGAAUUAAAACUGAAUGAACUGAUAACAGAGAAUGGAACUGUGUGCCAGCAGCUUGUUGUACACAUCAAGGCAUGCCAUGGGUUGCCUCUCAUAAAUGGACAAAGCUGUGACCCGUAUGCAACAGUUUCUCUGGUGGGCCCUUCUAGGAAUGACCAAAAGAAGACUAAAGUAAAGAAGAAAACAAGCAAUCCGCAGUUCAAUGAAAUCUUUUAUUUUGAGGUAACCAGAUCCAGUAGUUACACCAGAAAGUCCCAGUUCCAGGUAGAAGAAGAGGACAUUGAAAAGCUAGAAAUUAGGAUUGACUUGUGGAACAAUGGAAACCUGGUCCAAGAUAUUUUCCUAGGUGAGAUUAAGGUUCCUGUGAACGUGUUAAGAAAUGAUACCUCUCAUCAAGCCUGGUACUUGCUACAACCAAGAGACAAUGGAAACAAGUCAUCUAAAACUGAUGAUCUGGGGUCUCUUCGAUUAAAUAUAUGUUAUACAGAAGAUUAUGUGCUUCCUUCAGAGUAUUAUGGUCCUUUGAAAACCUUGCUGCUAAAAUCACCAGAUGUUCAGCCUAUAUCUGCCUCAGCUGCUUACAUUUUGGGUGAAAUAUGUCGAGAUAAAAAUGAUGCUGUUUUGCCCCUUGUACGACUGCUGCUGCACCAUGAUAAACUUGUUCCUUUUGCCACUGCAGUGGCUGAAUUAGACUUGAAGGAUACACAAGAUGCAAACACAAUUUUUAGAGGGAAUUCCUUGGCUACCCGAUGUCUAGAUGAGAUGAUGAAAAUAGUGGGAGGGCACUACCUGAAAGUAACGUUAAAACCUAUUCUGGACGAGAUAUGUGAAUCCUCAAAAUCCUGUGAAAUUGAUCCUAUUAAAUUGAAAGAGGGAGAUAAUGUAGAAAAUAAUAAAGAAAAUCUGCGCUACUAUGUAGACAAGUUAUUCAGUACAAUUGUAAAGUCAAGUAUGAGCUGCCCCACUGUAAUGUGUGAUAUCUUUUACUCUCUAAGGCAAAUGGCUACCCAAAGAUUUCCUAAUGACCCUCAUGUUCAGUAUUCUGCAGUGAGCAGCUUUGUAUUUCUUCGUUUCUUUGCUGUAGCCGUAGUAUCACCUCAUACUUUUCAUUUGCGACCUCAUCAUCCAGAUGCACCGACAAUUAGAACAUUAACUCUCAUCUCAAAAACCAUUCAGACUUUGGGAAGCUGGGGGAGUUUGUCCAAAAGCAAGUCAAGUUUCAAAGAGACAUUCAUGUGUGAAUUUUUCAAAAUGUUUCAAGAAGAAGGAUAUAUUCUAGCAGUUAAAAAGUUCUUGGAUGAAAUUUCAUCUACUGAAACUAAAGAGUCCAGUGGUACAAGUGAGCCUGUGCACCUAAAAGAAGGUGAGAUGUAUAAAAGAGCUCAGGGAAGAACUCGGAUUGGAAAAAAGAAUUUCAAGAAACGGUGGUUCUGCUUAACAAGCAGAGAGCUUACCUACCACAAACAGCCAGGUAGCAAAGAUGCAAUUUACACAAUUCCAGUGAAAAACAUUCUUGCUGUAGAAAAACUGGAAGAUAGCUCUUUCAACAAGAAAAAUAUGUUCCAAGUAAUACAUACGGAGAAACCACUCUAUGUCCAGGCAAAUAAUUGUGUAGAAGCUAAUGAAUGGAUAGACAUACUCUGCAGGGUGAGCCGAUGCAAUCAGAACAGGCUCAGCUCUUAUCAUCCCUCUGCAUAUCUUAAUGGCAGCUGGCUCUGCUGUCAGGAAACCAGUGAAAACGCUCUCGGCUGCAAGCCAUGUACUGCAGGUGUCCCUGCAGACAUACAAAUAGAUAUUGAUGAAGACCGAGAAACAGAAAGAAUUUAUUCCCUUUUUACCCUCAGUUUACCUAAGCUACAGAAAAUGGAAGAGGCUUGUGGAACCAUAGCAGUGUAUCAGGGACCACAGAAAGAGCCUGACGAUUAUUCUAACUUUGUCAUCGAGGAUUCUGUAACAACCUUUAAGACAAUUCAGCAAAUAAAAAGCAUCAUAGAGAAGCUAGAUGAACCUCAUGAAAACUAUAGGAAGAAAAGAUCAAGUAGUGCAAAAUACGGAAGCAAGGAAAAUCCAAUUGUUGGGAAAACAUCUUAGAGCUUGACCAAUUGAUUCAGAAGAACUGGAAAUAUUAUUUUUGUUGGAAUUUUUCCAUUCAUCCUGUGUUCAUAGUAUUUAAGAAUGAAUGUUGGCUUCAGUGUCACCUGCAUUCACUUUGUAUUUAAUAUUUAAUAAUUGGAAUUAACUGGUUGGGAAUCCUUGUAUUGAUAUAUUGCUAGAGAAUUUGAAACUCAAGAUUCCCUUCAUAUCUAUGUCAAAAGCCAUGUUUCUGCAAUUUUUUAAAAAUAGAAUUUUCCUAAAGAAGCCGUGUAACAAAAGGAGAACUCCGUAGCAUCUCCUUUUGUAGCACUGCGUGUUCUGUGGACUUUCCACUACCAUUCGUGCCUGCUCUAUGCUGCCGACAUUGUAGUGUUUUUCUAGAAAAUCCCAACCCAUGACUCAGCUUUAGUUCACCUAGACCCUCUGCCUCUAGAAAAUGAAAAAAAAUACAGGAUUUUCCUUUGGUCCAUUAGUCAUUACAGAUUACAGUCAGGGCAGUGAAGGAAACUUUAGAACUAAACUGCCUAUUUAAAGAUGUAAACAGAACUCAGAUAGGAGGAACCAGGGAACAUGUACUAUUGUGUACAUCUUGUUUACAUUUGGGAUGAGUGGUGGCAAGUGAAUAAAUGAGACCACUAAAGUUUUUUUCAAUGUUUUAAAUAUCAGGUACUCAUUGUCUUGAUUUGGGAGUUCAGGUUAACAUGACUUCUAAGGACAUUUCUUCUGAAAAAGAAGAGAAAAUGAACAGUGAAAGAAGGUGGUGGGGAAAUCACUUGACUUCACCUGUUACUCCAUGUUAUGUUAUGAUAGGGCCACCAUCAGGACACCCUCCUCCUAGCGUGACUGUUCCUGAGUUGAGAGCUAACUCUAGAACAGUCACUCGGCGCACUUUAAUAAUCUGGGCUCUCAGCCCCAGAUUAUACUUUAGAUACUCUGUGGUAUCUAAUCUUUAUGAUCAGUUCAAUGAUCGGUGUUUAAGUCUAGAAAUAGUGCUUUCCUGAAAAUGUUUAUAUUUCAUUGCUAUUUCCUUAUUGCCUGCUAGCCAAAUGGAAUUUGGGCAAGCAACUGUUUGAAUCCUGUUUUGCCCUAAUAAUUUACUUUUAUCCUAAAAACCGUAACUGUAAAUAAGCAAUCGAAGCAAGUUGCCAUCUUGAAGUUAAGAGGGACACACUUGGCUUCAUCAGUAUUAAAAACCACGGUACUCUUAUUUUGUCUUUUUAAAUUCAGACAUUUUCUAAAUGUGGUACUUUGAACCUCGAAGUAUUUACACGUUCCUGUUUAAAACUGUGACUUAUUAAUGUAAGUCUAGCUAGUAGUGCUUUUUUUUGUUGUUUCCCUGAGCAUAAGCUAUAUUUUAAGAUAUACUUUGCCAAUUAUGUUAUUGGUGAGUAAUUGUUUUUAAAUUAUAUUGUUACUAGGUAGCUAUUUUUAAAGACCAUUGGCACACAAUCAAAGUUGUUCUAUAAAUGAUUAUAACUGAGCAAUGCAUUUCUCUAAAUGACUUGUAAAAAUCAAUUGGUUUUAUUAAGAAACAGUUCUAGUCUGCAUUAACAUAGGUUAUUCCUGGCUUAUUUUAAAGACAAGUUUGAAAGAGUCCUUUAAAUUUAUGAGCUUGUAGAUUCCAGAAAGUACACUGAUUUAUAAAUCUGAAGGAAUUUAACCAUGUAAUAAGUUUCUUAUUGUUGAAUUUCAUUCAGAUUGAAAUUUCCUUUUAAGAGUCUCUGAAACGUCUACCUGAAAAGGACAUGUGAGCAUUGCCAGGUACCACUCAUACUCUUAGUGGGGGGUUUAGUCCUCUGCUAUUUUUUUCAAGGCAAAAGAAAUAUUCUUAUAUUUAUAAUGUCAAAUCCCUGAAUAUGAGUGUUUUUAAAGAUCAUGACAUUGCCAAAGGGACUGAGGCUGUGCGAGUUCGUAACUAUGAAUUCAAAGGAAAGAGUUCAGUCAUCUAGUUAUUUUCUUCACACGACACUUUUAAACAGCCAGUUGACUGGAAUUAACCAGCGUGGCAAAGCCUAAAAAGAAGUAAUGUGAAAUUAAAUUAAUUUCCUUUGCAAGUCUUUUGAAAUAAGAGACCAUGUCAGUAGGACCCUAGAUAACCAAGGUACUUGCUUCCAAGGGCCUCGUUCCCCUGCUAUUACUUAUGAGUACUUUGAUUUUUACUACCUGAUCUGCUUUCUCUGCCUUUUCCACAUUUGAAAAAAUACAUGGCAGCUCACUUCAUCCUAAAAACCUGGAAGCCCCAAGAAGAAAAGAAAACCACGACACAGAGAAACUCUUGCCAUAAAUGCCAGUUCUGCUUCUUAGCUUAGCCAUUUCCAUCAGUUGAAAUUGGGGUGAUCUGUUACUUGUUUUAUUGUUGUUGUUUGUUUUGGUUUUUGUUUAGCUUUAUUGUUUUAAUAUUCAUUUAAUAAGAUGAUGGGCAGUAGCAAAGUUUUUUACUCCCAGGAAUAUAAUUUAUCAAAUUGAAUAAUUUUAUUUGCCAAAGAGAUAUGUUUAUAAUAUCAUGGGUAAUGAUUAAGUGUCAAACUAGGCUUUUCUUAUAAUACAAAAAAGUGAUGAAUGCUGUGGCUUUUGUUUCUGAUUUUGAAGCCUAAUUUCAUUCAUUUAUCAGAAAGUCUCAUUCAUGCCAAGUUUUAGAAAACAGAUUUUUCUUAAAGUGAAAAGCACCUUUAAUUUGUUCUAACGGUACAUCCUAUAAAGACAGAAUGCAGCAGAGCUUUUUAGGUGUCAUUAUGCUAUAUGAGAAAUACAGGACUCAUUCUAGAGUUAAGUUACCAGCCUUGAUUGAUAUGAUUUGCUUCCUUUUUAUAACUUGGAGAUUAAUAUGUUGCUAGUAAAUAUUGGUUUUUACAGUGUCCAGUUUUAAAGUGUAAGUUAUCAAAACUUAAUGUAGUGAAUUUGUGUAACCAUGUUGUAUUAUUGAGAAUGUAUUUUUAUUUAAAUUUUAUUUUCUUAUCAAGAGUAUUAUAAAAAUUAAAAACUUUUGUAACUGUCGCUUGGAAGUAACUCAAAUAAAUUACAAGAAGCUUGUCCAUUC